Molecule: messenger RNA, 360 nt
Organism: Cydia pomonella (codling moth)
Lineage: Eukaryota; Metazoa; Arthropoda; Insecta; Lepidoptera; Tortricidae
Exons: 1
Coding region: 1-360 (119 amino acids)
Molecular function (GO): protein binding
Source: RefSeq, a predicted model, not a curated record
AUGGACUCCGAGACAUUCAACGACAUUUUUGGUCCAAAUCCUUGGGACUAUAAUCGUACGAUAUUCCAUGCUAUCUCUGCCUCUGAUAUGGACAAUGUUUUUGUGAGAAUAUUUGAGAGUUAUGAUGAUCGUGAAGACCUUAAAUCCAUUAUUCGACUCAAGAAUAAAGACGGAGACACGUGUCUACACACCGCGGCAAAGGAGCAAUACGGAACAGAGGCUGACACUUUCAUCAGUAGGAUGACAGCCAUGGGAGCAGAGUUGGACGGCCAAAAUAAUGAAGGAGAUAUCGUUUUACAUAUAGCGGUAAAGAAUAACGACCACGAGCUGGUGGAAGAACUGCUAGAUAUGAGUCAAUAA